Molecule: messenger RNA, 1052 nt
Organism: Lutra lutra (Eurasian river otter)
Lineage: Eukaryota; Metazoa; Chordata; Mammalia; Carnivora; Mustelidae
Gene: LRTM1
Product: leucine rich repeats and transmembrane domains 1
Exons: 3
Coding region: 8-1045 (345 amino acids)
Cellular component (GO): extracellular matrix
Molecular function (GO): protein binding
Source: RefSeq, a predicted model, not a curated record
CUCCGCCAUGAAAGGUGAACUGCUUCUGCUUUGGGGCGCGUUGGCCCUGCUCCGGCUGGCAGGCAGCUGCCCAGAGAAGUGCCACUGCCACUCCUCCUCACGAUCCAUAGACUGCAGCCGGAGGGGGCUGGCUGAGGUCCCUCAGGAUUUGCCUCCGCAGACUCAAACGCUGCUCUUGCAAGACAACCAGAUAGGCCAGCUUCCUGCAUUUGCGUUUAGGUCGGUGCCACAGCUCACGACCCUGAACUUGGGCAACAAUUCCCUUUCGCAUCUGGCCGCCGGGGUUUUCCAUGGACUCCAGCACUUGCAGGUCUUGAACCUGACCCAGAACUCCCUGCAUUUUCUGGAAAGCAGGCUUUUCCACUCCCUCCCACAGCUGAGGGAGCUUGAUUUGUCAUCAAACGACAUCAGGCACCUUCCCACAUCCCCGGGGAAGCCUUGGCAGAACCUGACCGUUUUUGCAGUUCAACAAAACCAGCUUCAGCACCUUGAUCGAGCACUCCUGGAAUCCAUGCCCAGAGUGAGGCUUUUACUUCUCAAGGACAACCUCUGGAAAUGCAACUGCCACUUGCUCAGUCUUAAACUCUGGCUGGAGAAAUUUAUCUAUAAAGGGGGAGUAACAGACAGUGUCAUCUGUGCGUCACCAGACACCUGGAAGGGAGAGGACCUCCUGAAGAUCCCUCAUGAGCUGUACCAGCCCUGCCCUUUCCCUUCUCCGGAUGUAGGCUCCUCCAGGGGGCAGCAGCUGGGUUCUGCCCACCAGCCUGUUCCCGUGUCUCCCGAGACCCACAGUUUGGGGGAGCAAGAACCCUCAGAGUGUGAGCUCAAACCCAAACCAAGGCCGGCCAGCCUGCGUCACGCGGUGGCCACUGUCAUCAUCACAGGGAUUGUGUGCGGGAUUGUAUGUCUCAUGAUGUUGGCUGCAGCCAUCUAUGGCUGCACCUAUGCGGCCAUCACAGCCCAGUACCAUGGGGGACGCUUGGCUCAGACCAAUGAGCCUGUGAAGAUGGAAGGAAAAGAGCUGUAUGCCAGCUCACCAGCCUGAGAACCUC